Tupaia belangeri chinensis (Chinese tree shrew) is the source of this 2698-nucleotide messenger RNA. It is a transcript of the gene BARD1, whose product is annotated as BRCA1 associated RING domain 1. Gene Ontology annotation, cellular component: BRCA1-A complex; BRCA1-BARD1 complex. Gene Ontology annotation, molecular function: protein binding; ubiquitin-protein transferase activity. The coding region runs from base 8 to 2332 and encodes 774 amino acids. Lineage: Eukaryota; Metazoa; Chordata; Mammalia; Scandentia; Tupaiidae. The record is from RefSeq and is a predicted model, not a curated record. Gene Ontology annotation, biological process: protein K6-linked ubiquitination. The transcript is spliced from 11 exons.
CGGGACGAUGCCGGCGAACCGGCAACCAAGGGUCCGCUCCGGGAACGAGCCUGGUCCGGCGCCCGCCAUGGAGCCGGUGGGUCACGGGGCCUGGGCCCACAGCCGCGCCGCCCUCGACCGCCUGGAGAGUUUGCUGCGGUGCUCGCGCUGCAGUAAUAUUCUGCGGGAUCCUGUGUGCUUAGGAGGGUGUGAGCACAUCUUCUGUAGCAAUUGUGUAAGUGACUGCAUUGGAACCGGAUGUCCAGUGUGCUAUACCCCCGCCUGGAUUCAAGAUGUCAAGAUAAACAGACAGUUGGACAGCAUGAUUCAGCUCUGCAGUAAGCUUCGAAAUUUGCUGCAUGACAAUAAGCUUUCAGAUUCGAAAGAAGAUACAUCUAGGACAAACUUAUUUAAUGAUGCACAAAACAAGAAGAAUUCAAUAAAAAUGUGGUUUAGUCCUCGAAGUAAGAAGGUCAGAUAUGUUGUGAGUAAAGUUUCAGUGCAAACCCAACCUCAAAUGACAAAAGAUGAAAAUGCUGAAGCCUCAAUGUAUGAAUUUGUUUCCCCAAGUCCUCUUGCAGGUGCAACUGAGGGGGCUAAAAAGGCUCCUACAAGAUCUGGAAAAAAGCAAAAAAAGAAAACAUUAGCUAAAAUCAACAAAGAGUGGAAUUUAAAGGUAGAAAAAGAUAGUAAACUUGGCUCCAAAGAACAAGUUAAGGAAAAACUGGUGUCCUUCAGUAACCAAGUGUUUGUUACUGCUAGUCCCCAGGGAAAUGGUGAAAUAGACCUACUAGCAAGUAAUUCCUCAGUAGAAUCAGAAUGUUCUGGAAGCUUGGCUGAAGUUUUUUUACCACUGGCUGAACAUAUAGAGUCUCCAGGCACCGAGAACGGGAGUGAAGGAGGGACUCCUGAGGAGAAGGUCUCCAAAACCAUUCCUAGGAUUGAGAAAGCUUUACCAUUAGAUCAUAAUGGAAAACGUACAUGUCACAGCAGACUUCCCAGUCCCAUUUCUAAGAGGUGUAGAAGAAGCAUCCUGAGCACCAGUGGAGAAGCUGUCAAGCAAACAGCACUCUCAGGAAACAUCCCAUUGCGGGAUCAUUUGUCACCACCUUCAAGUAAACUGAAAGCUGAUGACACAUCUGGGAGGAAAAACAGCAAUGCAUUAGAUGAGUCCAUCAGCCUUACACCUGGUACACCACCUCCUAUACUGAACAAUUCAGGUUACAGACGAAUGAUGUCUAGCCCCUCAGCAGCGAAGCCAUUGCCCAGUAGCCUUAUGGCCAUGAAAAGAAAUCACAGAGGAGAGACUUUGCUCCACCUUGCUUCUAUUAAGGGUGAUGUACCUGCUGUUGAAUACCUCUUACAAAACGGAAGUGACCCAAAUGUUAAAGACCAUGCUGGAUGGACCCCAUUGCAUGAAGCCUGCAAUCAUGGGCAUCUGAAAGUAGUGGAAUUGCUGCUCCAGCAUAAGGCGUUGGUGAACACCACUGGAUAUCAGAACGACUCACCACUUCAUGAUGCUGUCAAGAAUGGACACGUGGAUAUCGUCAAGUUGCUGCUUUCCCAUGGAGCCUCCAGGAAUGCUGUAAACAUAUUUGGUCUGCGGCCUGUGGAUUAUACAGACAGUGAAAAUAUGAAAUCACUAUUGCUGCUACCAGAGAAGAAUGAAUCAUCCUCAACUAGCCAUUGCUCGGUAGUGAAUACCAGACAGCGAAGAGAUAGACCUCUUGUACUUAUUGGCAGUGGGCUUUCUUCAGAACAGCAGAAAAUGCUUAGUGAGCUUGCAGUAAUUCUAAAGGCUAAAAAAUGCACCGAGUUUGACAGUACAGUAACUCAUGUCAUUGUUCCUGGAGACACAGUUCAAAGUACCCUGAAGUGUAUGCUUGGGAUUCUUAAUGGAUGCUGGAUCCUAAAAUUUGAAUGGGUAAAAGCAUGCCUACAAACAAAAGUGUGUGAACAAGAAGAAAGAUAUGAAAUUCUUAAAGGUUCACAGAGAAGCAGGCUCAACAGAGAACAGCUGUUGCCAAAGCUGUUUGAUGGCUGCUACUUCUAUUUUGGGGGAACAUUCAAACACCAUCCGAAGGACAACCUUAUUAAGCUUGUCGCUGCAGCUGGCGGCCAAGUCCUCAGCAGAAAACCCAAGCCAGACAGUGACGUGACUCAGACCAUCAAUACAGUCGCGUACCAUGCCAAACCCGACUCUGAUCAGCGCUUCUGCACACAGUAUAUCAUCUAUGAGGAUUUUUCUAAUUACCGCCCAGAGAGGGUUCGGCAGGGCAAAGUCUGGAUGGCUCCUUCAAGCUGGUUUAUAGACUGUGUGAUGUCCUUUGAGUUGCUCCCUCUUGACAGCUGAAUAUUAUACUAGAUGAACCUUUCUCAUUGAACUUGCACUGUUUAUCAGAACCCAGCCAUUGUGCUGUUUUUCAUUAUUUACAUAUUCAUAAAUAGGUAGAGUAAUUCAUUUUUAUUUCCUUUGAAUUAAAAAAAAUAUGCCAGACUAGAGAUUUACUUUGUUUACCAUUUAGAUGCUGGGGUUACUUCUAACAAUCUUUCUGUUUAAAAACUGGCAUAUAUUUUUUAAUCAUCAUGGUUUUCUGCUCAAAUUAGUAGCUAUCAGAGAUUAAUGAGAUGGUAUCAAAACUAUUGGGUAAAUAUACAAAUGGUAUCAUUAUCGCUUCAGCCUUUUAAUGUUCUUUGAUGAAAAAAUUCUACACCUGCC